Messenger RNA from Melanotaenia boesemani (Boeseman's rainbowfish), 1922 nucleotides. Its product is annotated as sorting nexin-6. NCBI's taxonomy places the organism in Eukaryota, Metazoa, Chordata, Actinopteri, Atheriniformes, Melanotaeniidae. The transcript is spliced from 14 exons. The record is from RefSeq and is a predicted model, not a curated record. Gene Ontology annotation, molecular function: phosphatidylinositol binding. Bases 341 to 1543 code for a protein of 400 amino acids.
UGACAUGUAGACUUUUACACAGCUGGAAAGUGCUUUGUAUUCUGCCUCUUUUAUGAGAUAUCUUGUAAAUUCAGUUGCUGUGAGGUUAGGUCUGACAAAUAGAUAACUGCGUGGACCGUUACAGCACUUUUCCUGUGUGGGUGUGUCAGAGGUCCAGAGUUUAUGACUAACAAACCAUUUACUUGUCUAUUUCCCUGUGCCAGCACUUUAGAUUUGGUUUGGUUUUACUCCAUGUCUCUCAGGACAAUUGUGCACUUUGACCCAGAGGAUAUCCUGUGCUUUCUCAGCAGUUGGAGCUUGAGCGCACUGAAGCCAACAGACAAAAGAUCUUCAUAGUUUUAUGUUCUUUAAUUGCGAUAAAAACAAAGAUUGUAACAUUUUAAAAAGCAGAGACAAGACAAACUUGAAACAUCAACCUGCAAGCUUAACAAUGAUGGAAGAAGUGAAAGAUGCAUCUUCUGUUCUGAGUGUCCACUGUCAUAACAUCAAGAUUACAGAGGUGCUGCAAGACGGGGACGAACUUACCUUCAUAAUUGUAUCUCAAAAGCUUUCUGGGACGGGGGAAUACCAUGUGGACCGGACCUAUGAUGACUUUGAAUGGCUGCAGCAACACUUGUUUUCUCAGGAAGAUGUUCCCGGCAUUCAGGGAGUCAUAUUUCCUCCUCUUCCAGCCAGGCCUCAGGUGAAUGCAUCAGCCAAGGUGAUGAAACAGCUUGGUUUCCUUGGUUUAGGAGAGUGGCAGCCAUACUGCAGAGCGCUGGAAACAUUCCUCAGGCAGGUCACUGCACACAGCAUCCUUAGCAAAAAUAAAGCCAUGGAGGUCUUCCUGACUAGCACAGAUCCUCCAGGCAGACAGAAAAUAAAGAAAAACAUUUUCAACCGUCUGAGCCAAGCUGUGGAAGGAAUGAGGAAAGAAGGCCAUAAGGAUGUUGAUGAGUUCUUUCAAACUAAACGGGAUCAUAACCUUGUUCUAACUGGCUACACCAAGACUGCAGCUGAGAAAUUCCUUGAUGUGGUGCUGACAGAGCAAAAAAUUGCUGUGGCCUGUGGGCAUUUCUCAGCUUCUCUGCAUCUUUGUGUAGAACAAGGGGAUGAUCCUGAAAAACAAGCUUUCACGAGGGUUUGUGUGAAAUUAUCAGAGGUCUUUAAUUCUAUGAAGAAAAGCAUGAUGAGUGUUGCUCUGAAUGACAUGGGCACUCUUGGACUGGGCCUGGACCUGGAGUCUCGUUACCAGGAUGCAGAAAAAGAGAUGUUGUUCAGGAGAACCUGUAAACUGGUGGAGUUGGAAAAUGCCAGAAAAAAUGCAGAGAGGGCCAAACCUGUAAAGAAGACUGCUAUGGAAGAGGUGAAAAACGCAGCAGAAACGGAGUUUGAGCAGAUUUGUGAAGUUGCCAAAAAAGAGAUCGUCCAGUUGGAACGAGCACGUGUGGAAAUGUUGCAGCAGGCUCUGAUUCAGUGGUGUGAAAAGCAACUUCUCACGGCCAAAGAAAGUGCUGACGUGCUCAGCCAGCACCUGCAAGCCUUUAAAGGGAUGGCCUACUGACCUCAAUUACAUCUGGUGUGAAUAAAGAAAUCUAAACAAAAAAGAAAGAAAGAAUCUACUGAUAAUCCAACAGACUCACUCUAACCUGAACCACUGCUAUGGCCUCACAUUUGCCCUCAUCUUAACCAAAUUCUACUUUUUUUGAUAUCUUGAGAAAAGUCUUUCCUCUAUUACACUCAUUCCAAUAAAAACCAAGUAGAAAUGAUUGCUUCUUCUAUCCUAGCAGUGGGCUUUUAAAUCUGCUAAGGAAGUCCUGUGUGUUUAUGAUCGUAUAUGUGUUUUAUACUGCACUGCUACAAUAUGCUGAGAUUGUAUUGUGUUGCUCUCUAGCUACUACAUCCACUGGGGUCACACAAAAUAAAGAGUGAUGAAUUGAUUC